CUUAGAGGUUCAGCAGCCAACUGGUGCUCCAGGAUUCACUCUUCAGGACAGGGGAUGCCCUGAGUUCAGCUUCAGGAUGAGAAGAAAACGCAGAGGGAGACCCUCCCGGUGGACCUCGACAAUGUCGCUCUCGGCACGGCCCCAGCGACGCAACCUGGCUGUCAGGAUCAAUAGGAGUCAAUCAUUUGCAGGCGUCAAUUCUACCCAGGACAAAGGCUUCAGGAACUGCCCUGCAUUCAGCACUCCAACAGUCUCCAGGAAGUCAAGCUCCAGAGUCAGUAGAAUGUUUUCAAUGUCUCACAAAUCUCCUCCGCCCAAGGUGCCCCAGCCGGAGAGACUCGACGAAGUGUAUGAAGCACUUAAGAAAGGAAUAACUGCUUAUGUGGACGUGUAUCAGCUUGAGCUGGAAAAACUGAACAUCCAAAUCCGUGAGUCCAAGAGGAAUUCUCGCCUGGGCUUUCUCUACGACCUUGAUAAGCAAGUCAAGGCAAAUAAUAUGAACGGGUUCCUGGAUUCUUUGUUUUGUUUUGGAAAAAAGAUAGAUGAGCUCUAUGAGGCCUAUUGCAUCCAACGGCGGCUCCGGGACGGGGCCCAUAAUAUGGUCAAGGCCUACACUGCUGCCUCGCCCGGCAGCAAGGAAGCCCGUGAGAGUUUGGCCGAAGCCAGCAAAGGUUACAAAGAGUACACAGAGAACAUGUGCCUGUUGGAAAGUGAGCUGGAGGGUCAUCUGGGAGAGUUCCACAUCAAGAUGAAAGGGCUGGCCGGCUUCGCUAGACUCUGUGCUGGGGACCAAUAUGAGAUCUUCAUGAAGUACGGGCGCCAACGAUGGAAGCUGCGGGGUCGCAUCGAAGCAAACAACAAGCAAGUGUGGGACAGCGAGGAGAUGAUCUUCCUCCCCCUCAUCACUGAAUUCUUGUCCAUCAAGGUGACGGAGCUCAAGAGCCUGGCCAGUCACGUCGUGGUGGGGAACGUCUCUUGCGAAACCAAGGAUCUGUUUGCGGCUCUACCGCAGGUGGUGGCUGUGGACAUCAACGACCUGGGCACCAUCAAGCUGAGCCUGGAGGUGAACUGGAAUCCCUUCGACAAGGAAGACCAACCAUCGUCCGCAAACACUGUGAAUAAGACAUCCUCGGUCAACAAGAGAUUCUCCAUGUACAACCAGAGCCCGCCAGACACACCCUCAAUGCGUGAACAGGCCUUUUAUAAUAUGUUGCGGCAACAGGAGGAGCUGGAGAAUGGGGCGGCCUGGUCCAUAUCUUCAGAGUCGUCCGAUGAUUCUUCCAGCCCGCAACUGUCUGGAAGCGUCCGCCACAUUCCUCCCCGACCUGUCGUUCAACCUGCUGUGCAGGUUGCUGCACCAGCCAUAGAAAUUGCCUUUACACAGCCUGAGGACAAAGACCCGCCUGCUGUGCAGGAGGAGGUGGCGAUGGUAGCCAAUGGCCACGUCCCCUAUGCCCGGACUCUUAGCCAGAUCAGCGAGGCCAGUGUGGACCUGCCAGUUUCACAGGACAGAGAAUGUGCUGUCCAUCAAGAGAGAAGUCCCGGGGACUUGCCUACCCUGGAAAUGAACUCUUUGGCCCAAGGUGCAGUCUCCAUGCUGGACACCCGGAUCAAUGAGUGUGAAGAGGAGGAGGCCGAGCUUGCUGGGGCCACCAUCGUGGUAACGGAGAAAAGUGAGGAUGCUGUUGGCCAGAGCCAGGAGGCCCCAGAGCCUAAAGCCUCACUGCCUGAGCCCAAGCCUGAUUCCGUGGAUCUGCAUCCAGCGGCGGUCUUGGAGGUGCCGAGAUCCAAACCUGUAGACUGUGGACUCGAGGAGGCUAUCAGUUGUCUGGCCUCUGCUCUGGAUGACUACCGGGGGCAGUUCCCGGAGCUACAAUCCCUUGAGCAAGAGCUCAAACAUCUGGAAGAGAUUCUCUUGCAAAAGCAAGGGGUAUGCCUGAGUCGGUCUUCCAGCACCAGCCUGACAGUGGAGCACGCACUGGAAAGCUUCAACUUCCUCAAUGCUGCUGAGACGGAUGAUUCGGAGGGAGAUGAAGAAGGGAGACCCAGCAGCGUGCAGCCUCUGAGCAGGGUACCAGGGUCUGGCGAAGCCGUCGGUGAAGAAACAGCAGGGUGCUUUCCCUCAGAGGGCAGUUCAGAACCCAUGAGCACCGGCAGUGAAUUCCUUGACAGGGCGCUGGUUCUGCAUUUGAAUUACUGCAACGGCUUGCUGCUGAAACUCGGCAAUUUUGGACCACUGCGCUGCCAGGAAAUGUACGCGCUCGACAGGCUAGCUAGGGAAGCUCAAGUCCUGGAGACGGUAUGCCGCCUGGCAGAGGAACAGUCAGGGACAGCCGGUUCUGCCACAGAAGUGGUUCAGUUCUCCACACAGAAGGAGGGCAUUUUGCCCUUCUGGGACAGCUGCGUGGUCAUCCCUAAUGUAUUCACCUGCUCAGUAGAGAGAUUCCUAAAGACACUGAGUUCCCAGUAUGCAGGGCGAAUCAAUGAACGGCAGCAAGGCCUGGCAGAUUCAGUGUGUGUGAAGUUGGUGGAGGAGCUUCUGCAACGCAGGCUGCCCAGGCGCCAGGGGGGCUGCCAAGCAGAGCAGGUGACUAUCUUCCAGUACUGGAUCCAUUUUGAGGCUCUGCCUCCAUCAACACUGGACUCCUAUGUCUUGGAGUUGGCAGAGGAAGUGCUGCUGGCUCAGAACCUGAACUCCGAUGACCAAGACAUUGUCCUGAAGGCUCUAAAGCGCAUGCCCGAGAGCCGGCUCCGUAAGGACGGUCUGAAGGCAUUGAGCCUCCUCCUCGUGGAAGGAAACAGCAAAGUUGUGGGGGCAGUGUCAGCACAGCUACGCACACUGUCGGAGAACCCUGGCUUCCGAGAGAGGGCCCUGGUGAGUUACCUUGAACAGUUGGAGGAUGAGGAAGUGCAAACGCGAAUUGCUGCUUGUGCGGCUUUGGGUUGCCUUAAGGCCAAGGAGAGUAUUGAGCAGCUGGUGUACGUGUGCCAAACUGAUAAGGAGGCCGUACGGGAGGCAGCCAAACAGAGCCUGAUGCUGUGUGGGGAAGAUGGAAAAUCAGCACACCGACGGCUAGAGGAGUCCUUCGAUAGUUUGCCACGGAUCUUCGCCCCAGGCAGCAUGGCCAGCACCGCAUUCUGAAAGGAUGCUGUGCUCGACUACCUGCAGAUAUGCUUGGGACCCAGAACCUUGCAUGCCAUAACAUCAAUCAUGUCACUUAGGUUCAGUCAGAGCCAAGUCGGCAUGCCACCAGCUGGGUAGUUCCUUGCCCAUCCAGCAUGCCUACAAAGCAGUAUUAGCACUGCCCUGCACACUGCCUUCUGUGGAGGAUGCCUUUCAGGUAACCCCCCUCCACUAGCCGCUGCACUCACAGAAUUGACUCGAGAACAGGGUGGCUGAAACACUCCCCUGUGACUUGGUUGGGAGGACCAAGAAUGUGGGCGCUCUGUUGUUAAUCGGUGGUCCAAUGCCACUUUUCUGAAACUGGGCCUUGACAGAUGUGUCAGAAUGUCCUUGGUCACAAAUGCCGCCGGGAUCCAGCUUGAGAGAAGCCUAUAAAAAGCUGUUGUUUGUACGUUACCUCUGUUGUCUCCUCUUGAAGAUAUUGUGCUCCCCUUUAGACAGUGAUUGUCCUGGAAUUUGUGGGGGGGGGGGGGGGGCAUAUUCUGCUAUUGAUGGCUUACCUCCCUGAAUACAAGUUCCUCUGCUCUGAAGAGGGCGGGGAGAGCAUAAGAUUAUAGGAGGGGCUCUCUGCAUCCCUGAGAGGAGAGGGAAGGGAAAGGUUGUUUUUAAUUAAUGGUGCCAUGGAAAACCAGACAACGUGGAUGGGUUGAGUCUGCCUCCUUUUUGGCUAUUUUAUUAUUUUUAUUUACACUUUGGGUGUGUGUGCAAACAAAUGAACACAAAAAGUCCCUUUUCUAUUAAAAAAACCCCUCUAUAAAUUAAUCUAUAUAUCUACACAGAUAUAUAAAUAUAUUAUAUAUGUAUGUAUGUAUGUAAUGUAAUUACUGAGAGUUCUUGGCUAAUUUUUUUGAUUUUAAGCCUGAAAUAAAAAGAAGUUUGAAAAAG
This is a messenger RNA of Sphaerodactylus townsendi, 4069 nucleotides long. RefSeq names its product RHO family interacting cell polarization regulator 1 (gene RIPOR1). Bases 77 to 3142 code for a protein of 1021 amino acids. The record is from RefSeq and is a predicted model, not a curated record. Lineage: Eukaryota; Metazoa; Chordata; Lepidosauria; Squamata; Sphaerodactylidae. The transcript has 22 exons.